CUACACAAGAAAAUACAUUAAAUGUCCCAUUACUUGUGUUUGGGUUGAAUUUAAAUUAUUAACAAUAAUGUUUUAAACCUAUUUUUAGACUAAGGAAAGAAAAGCUAACUCCUUUUUCACAGUCAGGCGACCAGACAGGUGAGGCACAGAGUGGCACCAGUGCAGGGAUGCAGCAGUUAGGUCCCGUGGCACACAGCAGCUCCAGUGCAGGGAUGCAGCAGUUAGGUCCCGUGGCACACAGCAGCUCCAAUGCAGGGAUGCAGCAGGCAGGCCCCGUGGCACACAGCAGCUCCAGUGCAGGGAUGCAGCAGGCAGGCCCCGUGGCACACAGCAACUCCAGUACAGGGAUGCAGCAGGCAGGCCCAGUGGCACACAGCAACUCCAGUACAGGGAUGCAGCAGGCAGGCCCCGUGGCACACAGCAGCUCCAGUACAGGGACUCAGCAUGCAGGCCCCGUGGCACACAGCAGUUCAAGCUGUCAGAUUAAGUGCUGUCUUUGUAGCGAGAACAUUAAUGCUGAACCAUUUUCAGAGCAUUUAUCUGACUUCCAUGCAGAGGAAUGUUGUGAGCAGUGUGGGAAGAAGGUCAGUAGUGCACUUGGGCUUCUCGAACAUAUUUCAGAAGGUCAUGAUCUUUCAGUCACCAGCGGGUAUGCACCACAACAACCCCCACCACAACAACCCCCACCACUACAACAACCUCCUCCACAACCGAGACAACCUCCUCCACAACCGAGACAACCUCCUCCACAACCGAGACAACCUCCUCCACAACCGAGACAACCUCCUCCACAACCACAACCACCACCUCCUACUCGUGCUACAUCGCCAUAUAUUAUCCCCCUGAGGCCAUUGGUGGUGAAUUGGCCAAGUUUUUUGCCUAAGCAGUUCAUGCGGGUCAUUAAGCCAGCUGACAGGGAGUGGAUUGCCCAGUCCCUUUAUGAACCCACAGGACAGCUGAAGCAACAGCUUUCACAAAACUGGUUCUAUCCUCCCAGUCCACCAAAGGUGACAACUGCACCACCUGAUCCAAUGACCUACUUCAGGCAGAGGAUGUUCCUGUGGGCACCAAUGAGGAUGUGGGGUAUUCCGCUUAAGUGUCAUCAGUGUAACCGCAAGAUGCACCACUCUGGGAUUUACACUAAGGCAAGGGAAGUGAUUGACGUUGACACCAGGUACUACUUGAUUGGAGGGGACUAUCCACAAUGCAGUAAGUGCAUGAUCCCCGUCUGUCCGUGGAGUACUGAGAUGUUGGGACAGCUAGAUCCUGCUCACAGAAACCAAUUCCCUGCUGUUCUCACAACACAGCUGGCUCUGGACAGGAGGUGUGUUACAAUGUUGAAACCCCGAACUGCAGGGAACAGCUCCAGUUACCUACAGAAAGCACUGGAGGAAGUUCACAGUGAGGAAUGGGCAAGGCGGACAAUUGACUACUUGUCUGACUGUGAGCUUCACAAAAGGAGAAGCUGCAUGUACCAGUGUGAGGAAGCAGUCUAUGAGCCACCACCACCUUUUUGCCCCCUACCUCUGGCACAGUGGUUUGAAACAGUGCAUGCCAAUGAGAUCCUUGCUCACCUGGAUGAGAUGAAGGGUGUCAUCACCUCAACAUAUGGCAGGAUCUUAAAGCUUGACUCCACAAAAAAGGUACAGGCAGGUCUUUGUUUUCAUCAGUGGUCAUUGAUUAAAAUUGAUAAGGGAACACUUAAUUGAUCCCCAGGCGCAGAAAUGUGGGUGUUUUGUUGGCUAUAUUUAUUGUGUUUUGAGUAAUCUGUUUUAUUUAUUAUUUGUUUAUGUUGUAAUACUGAUUUAUUUUUAUAGAUCACAAAGAAACUUGCUGGUGACAUUGCGGACACAGCUACGUGGAUGACAAACAUCAGCAACGAAUGUGGCCUGGUUCUGAACUGUGUGCUAACCACAGGUGAGGGAGCUGGUCUUGAGGACUUGUGCCAAGGCAUUGUCAAGCGCUACCAGGGCGCCGGGGAGCCAGAGCCAGAAGUAAUUUAUGUUGACCGGGAUUGCUGCAGCGAGACAGGUGCACCCCCAGUUCUUGUUUGGUUUAAACCAUGGAAGACCAUUGUGAGACUGGAUAUUUUUCACUUCAUGAGGCGAUUCACUGCUGGUCUCACAACAGAACACCAUCCUCUGUAUGGCACCUUCUGCUCCAAGUUGUCAAGCUGUAUCUUUGAGUGGGACCAGGAUGACAUCUCUCGUCUCAAGGAUGCGAAGAGGUCACAGCUUAAGAGAAAGCAUGGUGGUCAUGCUCCCACAGAAGCGCAAGUUCUGGCCAACAUCAGCUCCAGUGAACUUGCCAAGCACUGCAAAAGGAGAACUCGUGGGGUUGAGGAGACACACAGCCUGAUUGAAGGAUUGCUGAACUCCAUGUGGGCUCUGACUGACACAUCAGGAUUAUGCCUGAUAAACCCUGAGAGCAUGAAACAUGUGUGGGAGGCGCAACAGAAGCACUUGCCAUGCAUCCAGGAUCCACCUGGUGUUGAACUAUACACCAAACUUGGCUCUGGGUUACAAAAGGGAGACAAGGUCCUGGAUGUAUUCAGAUGUGGCAGAGGGUCGUCCUCUGUGGAAAGCUUUCAUCGCCACCAGUGCACCUUUAUCCCGGGAUGGAGAAGUAAUGCCAUGCACACGCAGAUGUACAUGCUUGAGGGUGGAUCCAGGUGGAACAUGAACCGAGCCCAUGAAGCUGUGGAUGUGAGUGAAACGUCACACACAAGAAUCUAUGAUGUCCGCUUGAUGUCCAACGUCAAUGCCCUCAGCAACAGUGUCCUUGGCCGUGCACUCAUUCGAGAAUUUAUUCUACCUGGGAAAACCACCGGUAAGAUCCUCCAGGAGAGAGCAUUUUCCUUGUGA
Rhinichthys klamathensis goyatoka is the source of this 2864-nucleotide messenger RNA. RefSeq lists its product as uncharacterized. Bases 1863 to 2864 code for a protein of 333 amino acids. NCBI's taxonomy places the organism in Eukaryota, Metazoa, Chordata, Actinopteri, Cypriniformes, Leuciscidae. The record is from RefSeq and is a predicted model, not a curated record. The transcript is spliced from 3 exons.